This is a messenger RNA of Trematosphaeria pertusa, 222 nucleotides long. RefSeq lists its product as uncharacterized. Lineage: Eukaryota; Fungi; Ascomycota; Dothideomycetes; Pleosporales; Trematosphaeriaceae. Bases 1 to 222 code for a protein of 73 amino acids. The record is from RefSeq and is a predicted model, not a curated record. The transcript has 4 exons.
AUGGUUCUCAACGUUAUCGAGCCGGCGCACUCGCGCUACAUCCCGCUCGCGGAGCUUCUGGAGGACUUUCUGAAGGAGAAAUUUGGCAAAGACUACCCGGAUUACGACUACAAUAUCGAGCACGUCUGCGAUCGGUGGACAUUUGAAGCUCCGGAAAAGGUAGACGAAGAAGAGAUACUGCGGUUAAUCGACGAAAUCGAAUCGAAGCAGAAGAAAGAUUAG